This is a messenger RNA of Rhinocladiella mackenziei CBS 650.93, 897 nucleotides long. RefSeq lists its product as uncharacterized. The record is from RefSeq and is a predicted model, not a curated record. NCBI's taxonomy places the organism in Eukaryota, Fungi, Ascomycota, Eurotiomycetes, Chaetothyriales, Herpotrichiellaceae. Bases 1 to 897 code for a protein of 298 amino acids. The transcript has 2 exons.
AUGCUCAUUGUUUGCCAUGGCAUAUACGUGGCCUCUCAUCGUCGCACGCUAUGGUUUGUGGGUGGGUACGGUAUUGGACUGGGCAGUGCCUGGGGAAUAAUCAUGUCGGCAGCUCUUCUUGUCUUCAACGACGUCGAACGUGAUUUUUUAAGACUGGAGAUGAGACCCGCCAACAUCAAGAACGACGGACAACAUCAAAAUGGGGUUGUGACGAAAUCUCUGGCGUCAGGCAUCCCUUCGGAUACUGACCUAACUCAACGCAAGAUCCCCAGCGUGUAUACCGCGACAGACACCAAACAGAUCUCUGGCCCUAAAUCUAAUGGUCCUGCUACCCAACCCCACAAACUGGUUUGGCAAGGGUUUCCAUAUGACUCGGCGUGGCUGCAUGUAAUCGAUUGGGCGGCAGACCUGACGACUGGAUUUCGAGGGCUACCUCUUGUUGGACCUACUCAAGACUACAAUGACUACGGAUCCUUAUUUUCUAGGAUUGAGACCACUGGAAUCACCAACUCCAUGGCUUUGGCUUGCAAAGCUCAACCAUACAAUUCCAAUAGCAACUCGCCUCGUUCGACUCUUUAUGUCAAUGACGGGAGUCAUCACAGCUCUAACUUUCAUUUUCAGCCUGAGUCCAUUAUUUUUCACCUUGGUCCUCCCUUUUCUCGUGGAUAUCUCGAAAGUCACCCGGUCACCACUGCUCGAGCCUUGGAUGUAUCCAUCUUGUUGGUACCCACUGACAACAUCGGUGCUGUACUCUGGGUUGGCAGGUCUCUGGGGAAAGUUUUGGCAUCAAAUGUUUCGAUACGGAAUUUCCGAACCAUCGAGGUUCUUGAUCCAGAGAUUCGACCUGGACCGUUCGGGGACAGCUGCCCGAAUCAUUCAACUUCUAAUCGCAUUUAG